AUGUCAGAGACACCGACAGCCAAAAUCUUAACUGAAUCAGAAGUUAAAACAAAUACACCUAAUCCAGGAUGGGAACGAAUUUUAGCAAUUUAUGAUGGUUUAAAAGAUGGGAGAAUGUCAUUUGAGUUAGAUUCUUUUCGUACAGUCACUAAAACAGCAUUUAUGGCGGGUUUUUUAACUAAUGGUAUUUCUGGAUUUCAACCAGCUUCUGAAAGAUAUGAUAUGCACUCAACAGGAAAAACUUUCAUAUCAAAGAGAGAUGUCAUUAGAAGAAAAUUUGAUUUUUCUGUGGUGAUGUUUGCAAAAAAUGGCUUUAUAGGUGGUAUGCGUACCUCAGCAUUAGCUGGUUCAGUUAUAUUUUUUACUACACACCUUGCUGCAUAUCGAGAUAAAUUCUCAUAUCUAUAUUUUCCAUUAGUAUCAGGUGCGACAACUGGAUUUUUACAUGCAGUCUUUGGAGUUCUUGCAUUUCCACUAGGAAUAGUUGGUUGUAUGAAGGCUGUUGCAUUAGGAUUAUCUUCUGGGUCUACAUUAUCAAUUGGUCUUGCUUUAUAUGGAUUAUUCAAGGAUAAAUCUUCAACUGACGUGUAUAAAGAGUUUAAAAGGGAAUAUGAAGAAAAGUUAUCUGUUCGUAAUGAAGAAGAAAGAAAAUUAAGAGAAUUUAUGAAAACUGAAGGAAUCUAUUUUAAAUAUAUGGCUUUGGUAAAAAUGAAAGAAAGGGAAAAUAAAAAAUUGUUAGAAGAAAGUUCUUUAGAAGAUGUUCAAUAA
Molecule: messenger RNA, 768 nt
Organism: Strongyloides ratti
Lineage: Eukaryota; Metazoa; Nematoda; Chromadorea; Rhabditida; Strongyloididae
Exons: 3
Coding region: 1-768 (255 amino acids)
Cellular component (GO): mitochondrion
Source: RefSeq, a predicted model, not a curated record